Candidula unifasciata is the source of this 257-nucleotide messenger RNA. The record is from the annotation of a GenBank genome assembly. NCBI's taxonomy places the organism in Eukaryota, Metazoa, Mollusca, Gastropoda, Stylommatophora, Geomitridae.
CCGGUUUGGCUGCAGCAGUUACUCUGGUACUUGUGGCUCUGCUUGCUAUCAUCAUCUACAAGAAACGACAUUAUUUGUUCCGGCAAGCACCCCCUGUAAGUCAGCUAUCUUUCUUAAUUUUGUUAACUUUUUUUUUUAGAGACUCACAGUGCAAAAUCACAUUCUCGAAGAUCAACGAGGAUGAAAGUGGAGACACAGUCAGUCUCCCAGACAACACACAGUAUCACAAUCCCAUGUUUAACAACCCAAAUCUGUAG